AGGCGGCAGGCCACAGCACUUCGUCCUUUCCUCCUCUCCUCAAGAAGCGAAGCUACUCGGAAAUAAGAGCUCUGCAAUGCGCCUGAAUUUCGCGAGCACUCCCAACCCUCUUUGUCUCGGCUGCGAGGAAUGGAAGGAAAGGGCACAUAGAAUCCAUCGAUUCGAACUUGAGUUGUCUGAAGCGAAUUAAUAACUGGAACUGAAUCGAACUUACAGAUUUGAGCUUUAAAAGGUCAGAUUCGAGACAUAAGAUGAUUGGCGUCUUCUCCUUCUUCAUCAUCUUCCUCUCCUUCUUCUUCUUCAAGAGUGGUGGAUGACCGGCAGGGCAUUAUCUUCCUCUGUGGAAACGAGCCUCGUGGUGGUUGGAACGCUCCACAAUGAGAGAUGUGGAAGAGGCCCGCGUUGCACUGACCCUGAGACCGAGAGGAUGCUGCUGGCCCACGAAUCUGCGGAGUUCUGUGUUUCUGAAAAGGCAGGGCGGCUAAUUUGAUCGAGGGGAUACUGGGCGAAUUUCGCUGCUAUUCCACCGAGUGCAAUUAAGGGAAAAGAGUUGUGGGUUGUGCAUGCGACGCUCUUUAAUGAGGAAUCCAGGGGCCGCGAACGCUUCCAUCUCCCGCUCAGCACCUCGGCUCGUCCAUCUUUAGUGCAGAUGGUCGCAGUGCCUCACUCUCUACUCUGGAAUAUUCCAUAGCCCGGGUGUUGCAUGCGUUCUGCUGUUCACAGCGUCAGCGAUCUCGACGACGAGGGGACAGUUCGGAACGAUAUCUCCAGGCCCGGGCUUCCACCGUGUUCGGGUUCUAUUCUUCAAUCCUGCACGAGGAAUCGGACCAUCAGGCUGCACUCCGAGAUCGAAGCUCUUGAAUGAGUAUGCUCGCAACGACUGCGGAUUCUGGACUCCCAUUACCAUCUCCAUCGGAACCUACGGAUCCGGAGGUAUCCAAGAGCUCAGGGCGACCACCUCAAGUUGAUCACUCAGUCCGUGGCUUUGGGCACCCUUGAACGCACACUCUGCGUUGUCGUCAUCCCCAAAAUCUGUAUCCAGAGGGACUCGUGAUGGCAGGGUUCAAGUGAAUUCACCACCGCAACGAGAUCUCUGUUCUACCGAGGACCUCAGCUCGUCGAUUGCUGCACAGGAUUUCCAAUGCGGACCAGUUUUGCGGGCAAUGGUCUGGGAAGCACGAGCAAUGACCUGCGUCAUCCAGAUCCCAAUGUUGGGCAUCUGAGCUCGGGCUUGCGUUUGCUUGCAAUCCACGUUGCAUAGCAGAACCUCGGAGAAGUCCAUGGUGAGAGGCAGAAGAAGGCAUAUGUAGAUCAGAAUGUCUGUCACCACACCCGACCAGCAGCUACCUCAGAAGGCCUCGAGCAAUUCAUGUCGUUGACCUUAUGGAUCUUCGAGGGGAAGUCGCAGAGGCCAUCCGCCGAGGGGCAGAGUAUUUGUUCUCGAACCAGCUUCCGAACUCGUGCUGGUACUCUGAUCUCCAGAUCAGUCCGUCCAGCCUCUCGGACUACGUGACACUUUGUCGAGUCCUGAAUGUGGAUCUGCGAAGUAAGAAGGACAGCAUCAUUCAGUACUACAGCGAACGCCAAAAUCCGAACGGGAGCUGGUCGUCUGCUUUAGAGAGCCAAGAGGGAACGAUCUCCAGCACAGCAGAAGUGUUUCUGUCGCUCAGAAUUCUGGGGCUCAGCUCCGGCAGCCCUUCGUUGUCGAAAGCCGGAAACUACAUUUCGAAGCAAGGAGGCCUGAGAUCGAGCAGCGUGCACAUUCUCACCAGAAUUAAGUGUGCUCUGUUCGGAUUGGUCUCCUGGAACGCGGUACCGACCAUCCCAGCCGAGCUGGUUCUGCUGCCCUCGCAGCUUCCGCUCCUUCUGGACACGAGCUCGACCUGGAGGCGGUCCGUCUGGAUUCCUCUGCUGGUGAUAUACCAUCACCGCCCAGUGUUCCCUCUGCCCGACGAAGUGGUUCUCAAUGCCCCGAAGUCGAUGGGAUCGUUGAAAUCGUGGGGUAUCGACGAUCCGCCACGCAGGCUACCGUCGCUCGAUGUGCUGAUGAAGCAUGGCUUAUGCUUCAAGAGCUUCUUUCUUGUGGCUAGAGACUUCUUGUUUCGAAUUUAUGAAAAUCAUAAAGUAGAGUUUUUACGUGAACACGCUCGCAAAAAAUGCAUCGACUGGAUUCUGGAGCACGGGGAAGAUGUGGAGGAUUUGAAAUCCUCGGACGCAGUUUCUUCCAUGCUGUAUACCACGCUUGCCAUGACUCUCGAGUCCGAUGGUGUGGACUCCUCACACGUUCACAAGACGAUCCAAGCGCUCCACGCUUGCCGCUGGCCAUGGGACGAGGACAGCUCGGGUUGCAAAAUUCGACCUUCUGUCCUCUCGGUCUGGGACACUGCUCUAGCUUCUUUCUCGCUGCUUGAGUGUGGAUGGGAUCCUGACGAUGGAAGAGUGAAUAGAGCCUUGCGCUGGCUGCUCGACCGUCGGCUUCAGUUCAAGGACGGGGACUGGAAAGCUCGUCGUCCACAAUCGACUUCCGAAGGGUGCAGUGAGAGGUACCCGGACGUCGAUAUCACAGCAGCGGUGCUACUCUGUCUUUUCAAACACGAAUCGUUCGCCGCCAUUGGCAGCGUCCCCAUCGAGCGUGCAGUGAGGUGGUGCACGAGAGUGCAGAACAGCGAUGGCGGAUGGGCAGCCUCACACGCAGAGAAUGGUUGUUUGUUUCACAACGAGAUACACUCGGAAUCUGGUCGAAGCACUCCUGAUGUCACAGGCCACGUCUUGGAAGCUUUGGGAUUCUACCUGAGGUCCGAAGUGUCGAAAAAUCACAGCAAGUCACUCAGAAAACGAGCCUACUACGCUUGUCAACGCGGCAUCAUCAAUUUACGGCUCUCUCAAGAUGCCCAAGGACUAUGGUUUGGCAGGGGGGAUGCACAUUGCAUCUAUGGAACGAUGAAUGCGCUCUGCGGACUUGCAAGUCUCGGUGUCCGUGGCCCUGAGUUUGUGGUUUCUCGUGCAUUAGGCUGCUUGAGGAGAAGCCAGAACGGGGAUGGAGGUUGGGGAGAACAUGGGAAGAGCACUCCUUCUCAAACUGCCUGGGCUCUUUUGGGGCUGCUGAACUAUCUUCCGGCUGAGGACUCAACGAUCGAGCAUGGCAUACGAUGGCUGCUCGAUAGUCAGACACAAGCCGGCCGGAGAUACUCUGAUUGUGGAUCGCUAGACUUUGCAGUCCCCAUCUCAGGGACUUGUAGACGAUCCACUUGGAACGAAUGCCAUUUGUACAUGUACUCCCAUCUUUGUCGACAUUAUUAUCCCAUGAUUGUCUUAGGUAGAUUCAUGCAGUUAUGAUUUUCUUCAGCGGUGACAAGCUGAAAGCCUCACUCGUUGCUAAAGCUUUUUUGAAUCACAUGUCACUUCCAUAGCAUUGUAGGAAACAGAGAGGCAUGAGGUUUGUAGACACGUAUGGCGUGACGUUGAGAACUGUGAAUAAUUUUAGAUGUGCUUCGACGAAAUUAAUCUCGCCACCUUUUAAUUCUUGCAAAAAAUGGGCUCCACACUGAAAAAAACAAAAGCCUCAUACAUUCUCCUGGACUGGAAAAUCUGAAAGCAUG
Molecule: messenger RNA, 3599 nt
Organism: Marchantia polymorpha subsp. ruderalis
Lineage: Eukaryota; Viridiplantae; Streptophyta; Marchantiopsida; Marchantiales; Marchantiaceae
Source: the annotation of a GenBank genome assembly